AACAGCGUUCCGGACCUCACAGGCUAUCAAGAACCCCCGCCAUCAUGCUGACAGACCACCAGGAGGCUGCCGCUGGCGAGGACUGGGAGCUGGUCAGCUCCAGCGACGACGGGCCGGCCGACGAGGCGGCGCUGGUGGCGACCUUCUUGCUGGCAGAGCCCAGCGCAGCUGGGCUGGCCGCUGCGGCGGGCAGGAUUAUCGGCGGCGGGGAGAGCGGCGAUGAGGAGGGCGACAAGGGCGCCGCCGCCGCCGCACUGGCUGGCGCUCCCGCCCCCGGCAGCCCCGAGCUCGCGCAGCUGCUGCUCCUGACGGCGGCGCCGGCGCCGGCGCCGGAGGGCGGCGCCACGGCCGAGCACGCCGCGCUGCUGCCGGCGGCGGCAGGCACGGGCCCUGGCGCAGGCGCCUUUGGUGCAGCACAGCGUGUGGCAGCGGAGGCUGCUGAGGUGGCAGCAACCUCGGAGGUGUUCCGCAGCCGCCUGGCCGCCCUGCCGCCCGCCCAGGGCGCUCGCGCGGGCGCCAGCAGCGCGGCAGCCGAGCGUGCGCCGCCCCCACAGCAGGCUGCUAGGCCUCCUGCCAGCGUGACGCUGCGCGUGGUGCGCGCCGACGAGCAGGAGGCGAUGCUGAGGGCGGUGGCGGAGAUGGAGAGGAGGUCGUCGCAGCGUGAGCAGGAGCUGGCGCUGGCGCGCAUCCGCCUGACCAGCGCGCAGGCGGCGCUGGCCCAGGAGUCGCGCGAGGCGCACCGCUUCCGCCGCAUCGCCAUGGUGGCCUGCUCCGUGUGCGCCUUCCUGGGGCUCAAGGCGCUGCUGGGCGGGCCGCUGCGCCAAGCUGGCGUGGCAGCCGCCGGCGCCGUACAGCCGGCAGCGGCGGCAGCCCGCGGGGUGGGCCUGACGGCCCACUCGGUACAUGAGCCGUGUGCCGCUGCGGCGGCGGCGGCGCGGGAGCUGGAGGGCAGGGUGGCGGUGCUGGUGGAGCCGCUGGUGCCGGGCCUGGCUGGCUGAGGCUGCCGCUGCCAGGGGCGGCAGCUUUGAGGAAGCCGCGUUUUGAGCAACGGCCAGGGCUGUUUCGGCAGCCCUCUGCGGUGUUGAGAGGUAGCGGUUUCAGCAGCCCCCUGCGGCGAGGCGACAGCGCUGCCACGUAGAGGCAGGAGCGCCACACAGCCGAUGUGGAUGAUGCGGCGGCUAGCAGUCCGCGAACGAAUACAUAUACAGCGAUGAACCAGCAGCGACCCCAGGCGACUUCUUUCUGCCCUGCCGUGUUGCUCAGCUCUGUCACAUGUGUCUAUAUGGAGGCCGCCAGGGCCCUCCAAACCGCCGAUGAUCGGGCCGAGCGAUCAUUCUUUUGGAACUUGAUGCAUGCCAUGUGUUUUGCUCCCACCUGUACCCUUGCAUCCACCGUAUGCCGGUGUCGACACCCUACUAGGCAGUACCUGCCCGCCUGGGAGGCAACCCAGUUGGCCAGCCCAUACCCUCUCUACCUCAUCCCCUCUUUGCCUCAUCCGGUGGAGUCAUUUUGCGAUCACCGCUUCUUCACAGCACAACCCUAAACCUAAAUGCAUGCAGUGUAACUCCAAUGUACAGCUA
This is a messenger RNA of Chlorella variabilis, 1580 nucleotides long. Its product is annotated as expressed protein. The transcript is spliced from 6 exons. The record is from RefSeq and is a predicted model, not a curated record. The coding region runs from base 45 to 998 and encodes 317 amino acids. NCBI's taxonomy places the organism in Eukaryota, Viridiplantae, Chlorophyta, Trebouxiophyceae, Chlorellales, Chlorellaceae.